UGAAAAUUCAUUUUGCACAGUUUUUAGUUUUUACAGAUCGGAAUCGGUAGGAAAGGAAAGCGAAUAGAAGAAGGCGAAGAACAGAAGCUUCCAGCUUUGUGAAAAUGGCGGACUACCACUUUGUGUACAAGGACGUAGAGGGAGCGUCGACUCAGUGGGAUGAUAUUCAGAGGAAGCUAGGGAAUUUGCCCGAGAAGCCGCCGGCGUUCAAGCCGGCGCCUUUUACUCCGGCUCCGGAUGGAGAUUCGAUCCCUAAGGAUAAGGCGUGGAUCGACGAGAAGAACGAAGAUGAGCUCGAGGAGCUCGAAGAUGAUCUCGACGACGAUCGCUUCCUGGAAGAAUACAGGAAGAAGAGGCUGGCUGAGAUGAAAGAAACAGUUAAAAUUGCGAAGUUCGGAUCAGUGGUCCCUAUCUCGGGCUCCGAUUUCGUAAGAGAGGUGUCACAAGCGCCUCCUGAAGUUUGGGUUGUGGUGCUCCUCUACAAGGAUGGGUACCAAGAAUGUGGGGUCUUACUUCGUUGCCUGGAAGAAUUGGCAACGAAAUACCCUGCCACGAAGUUUGUUAAGAUCAUUUCUACUGACUGCAUACCCAAUUACCCAGACAGGAAUCUCCCAACUCUUUUGGUCUACAACAAUAGUGCUGUGAAAGCAAACUAUGUAGGCUUAAGAAGCUUUGGCAGGAGAUGUACCCCUGAAAGUGUUGCACUGGUUCUGUGCCAGUCGGAUCCAGUGCUAAACGAUGGCCAGAAUGGAAGCGACACUUCGAGCCAAGCUGUGAUGGAUGGUGUUAGGAGGCGGAUCCUCGAGAGGGUUGUGAAGGACCAUGAAGAACGUGGUGAUGGUUAUUCGAGUGAUUAGUUUGUAGGAAGCUUCUUUUGAUAGGUCUGACGAAGGAAAGUAGAGUACUCGUUAAAGGCUUGGCUAGUGUGUGGAAUGCAGGAGCCGUUUUGGUUUCUGUUCCUUUUGUGUUCCAUUUGUGAUUUCCCUGAAUGUGUGAGUGUGUACAACGCUUUGAUUUUUUUCUUCCAGAAGUGCUUUAGCUACACUUGUUGUUCUUGUAGAACAGCACAGCAUGAUUCUGGACGAUUAGUGUUUUGAAACGCUUAAAGAUCCUAAUGAACAAGCACUCAAAAAUACAAAAUUUAUGUGGCUGGAUAAGUAAGCAUUCAGUUCAUGGAACCAUAUUUCUCUUGUAUGUGUUACAGAGUGAGGUAAAUAGUAACCAAUAUGCAGAAACGUUAACUUGCGCUCCUAUUUUAAGCACAAAACCCCCUUGGGAUAUCCCACAAACAGAAGUCCUUUUCAAAGGAAAAGCAAAACACAGGCAUUGGACGAGGGAUCUCUUGAAGAGCUUGCUGAUCAGCGAGAAUGGUUUAUUAAUGGAUGUUUCUCAUGCGCUCUCUUCCUCUUCAACUUCUUUCUUUUUAUUUUUCCUGGUGUCACUGCCGCCCUGAGCUUGCAUCUCAGCCUUCUUCUGCGCUCGAACCAUGGCUCGUCUAGCACGAGGUCGCAUUUCUCGAACUGUCCUGGGAGGCAUCACGUAUGGUUCAAUGGGCCGAUCACCAAAGGGGUGCUCACCGUCAGCAAAAAUCCUCAGCUUUCUAUCCCGGUCAUCACGCAAUUUAUUUCUUGGGAGCAUACGCAUAACAGCUUUGCGAAUGACUUCUGUUGGGUCCUUGGCCAUUUGGUCUUUCAAAGUCCUUUCCUUGAGGUGCCCAAUAUAGCUGCACCAAGAGUGAUGGCACACAGUCAAUCACUAGUGAGAAAGGGGUGCUAUGGAAUGCUAUACAAGAGACUUCAGAGAGAUACGAGAAAAU
This is a messenger RNA of Linum tenue, 1816 nucleotides long. NCBI's taxonomy places the organism in Eukaryota, Viridiplantae, Streptophyta, Magnoliopsida, Malpighiales, Linaceae. The record is from the annotation of a GenBank genome assembly.